AUUAGUUUUUUUUACAAAUAAACAAAAUUUACAUGUUACAUUGUUGGCGAAAUUAAAAAACAUUGUAUAUUUUUUGCAACAAUAGAAAAAUGAUGAAAUUUUUUUUACUUAUCUUAUGUAUUCAUAGUAUCGAGUUAAAAAAAAUAAAGAUGACAGUCACUGAUGGUCAAGCAGUAGAGUUAGAAUAUCAUGUAACUAUGUUCACAAUUCAACUCAGUAAGCCAGUCUCUGAACCAGUAACAUUAAAUCUCACUGCAGAAAACCAAAAUAUUGCAUACCCUUUGAAAAACAGUAUUACAAUUCUUCCAUCAGAUGACACUACACCACAACUAGUGUUUGUUUAUGGCGCAAAUAUUGGAAACACAUAUAUUGAUAUCACUUUUAACUCCACAGAGAUUGAAAAAGAUGAAAAGCAUGACCGUGUGCGUAUUGUUGUAGUUAACUCAUUAGCUAUCAAAUUUAUAAACAUUUUGAUUGGUUGGGUUUAUUUUCUGGCAUGGUCUGUCUCAUUUUACCCUCAAACUUACAAAAACUUCAAGAGAAAAAGCGUUGUGGGUUUAAACUUUGAUUUUGUCUGCUACAACAUGACUGGUUUCCUAGCAUAUAGCUUUUUUAAUGUUGGAUUGUUUUGGGUUCCAUCUAUACAGAAUGAUUAUUUCAAAAAGUAUGGAGGUACAGAGAUACCUGUUCAAGCUAACGAUGUGUUUUUUAGUUUACAUGCUGUAACUUUGACUGGCGUUACAAUUAUACAGUGCAUUAUAUACGAGAGAGGGGGACAAAAAGUUUCUAAAGUAUGCAAAGGAUUGCUUUUUAUAACUUACUUGUUUGCAUUCUGUGCAUUUAUACCAACUUGUUUGUCUAAGUUAAAUUGGUUAACAUAUCUUUAUUACUUUUCAUAUAUCAAACUUGGAGUCACCCUUAUUAAAUAUAUUCCUCAGGCCUACAUGAACUACAAAAGAAAGUCAACUGUUGGUUGGAGUAUCGAAAAUAUAAAGUUAGAUUUUACUGGUGGUUCUUUGAGUAUUAUUCAAAUGAUUCUGCUUGCAUAUAAUAACAAUGAAUGGAAUUCGAUAUUUGGAGAUUUUACAAAAUUUGCUCUUGGUUUGUUUUCUGUUUUAUUUGAUAUCCUUUUUUUGUUGCAACAUUAUGUGUUCUAUAGACAUCAUGGUAAACGAUGUCAUCAUGAUGAAAAUGCUCCUCACGAUGAACGUUGUCUAAUCCUUCCUAUUCACAGCUGAUUUUAGGACUUACAGUUACUUUUGUUAUGUUUUUAAUAUUUUUUUUGUAUUUCUAAAUAAAUCCGAUAUUAUAGUUAACUAAAACACUAAAGUUUUUAUGAUUAAAUUGUAUGUAUUUUGCAUGGUUUGUAUAAAACACUAAAUGGUAUAAUUA
Hydra vulgaris (swiftwater hydra) is the source of this 1392-nucleotide messenger RNA. Its product is annotated as cystinosin homolog. Gene Ontology annotation, cellular component: vacuolar membrane. Gene Ontology annotation, biological process: L-cystine transport. Lineage: Eukaryota; Metazoa; Cnidaria; Hydrozoa; Anthoathecata; Hydridae. Gene Ontology annotation, molecular function: L-cystine transmembrane transporter activity. The record is from RefSeq and is a predicted model, not a curated record.